CCUUACUAUGGGAAAUAACCAGUGCUGUGGAAUAGCCAAAAAAGAAAAUGAAUCAAACCAAUCAAACAAGAAGCUUCACUCUGAAUGCUUUGAUCAGGUGUUUGAUACAAAUCCUACAGAGAGAGUUCCGAUUUUAUCGUUCUCAGAUUCCUUAAAAUACUGAGAAGGACAUUUUGAUGAUGACGACCAUCACUUAAAUUUCUAUGAUUCAAAUAAACAAACUCAUGAAUCAAACGGGUUUGAAAAUAUCAUCGUUACACCAGCUACUCCUAGCAAAUAAAAUUCAGCUAAUUAGGGAUUCUGAGAAAUAUUUCGGAAGUAUAAAGACUUCAUCAAGCAAGGGAAGUCUUAGGCAUAAAACUAAAGGUUUCAAAAGAAAAAACACUACAAGUCGCUUGGUACUAGAUAAAGAUAAGAGAAUCAUUAUCUCUCCUUCAUAUACUUCUCAAAUUAAACCCUGGAGAGUAGAAAGAUUACGUUCAUCUUACCACCCAAAAGGAAGAUUUGCUCGCCCAGCCCUUAGACCUCAAAAGUCAAUUUCAGGCCCAAAAAACUACCAGCCCUUACUUUCCUUACCCAAAGACACCCCUAGCUCCUCCGAUCAAGCCUCUAUCUCUUCCCCGAGCAUAUGAGGCACUAAUUUACACCACUAAGGAACAUGUUUAACCUAACUUUUCUUAACAAAA
Moneuplotes crassus is the source of this 686-nucleotide messenger RNA. NCBI's taxonomy places the organism in Eukaryota, Ciliophora, Spirotrichea, Euplotida, Euplotidae. The record is from the annotation of a GenBank genome assembly.